UAGUAUAGUUGUGCAGCACUAGUUACUUCUGAUUUGACUGCAUCAUAUUUCUCCAUUAUUUAUUAUAAAAAUAUAAAGAAUAAGUACACUUUUACAUUGUAUUUUUUAAGUUUAUUGUAACUAGAAAACUAAUAGCAGGUCACUUCUCUUUAUUAUGUUUAAACAUUAUGCAGGUUUAUUGUUUUCUUUAUCAUACAUUAAACAAGUAGAAACAGCCAACAAGCAGUCUGACAGUGUACAAAAAUAAUAUUUUUAUUAUUGGUAUUUUAUUAUACCAAUUGGUGACAAUUUCAAACAAAGAUUUCGAUCUGGCAUUGCAGACUUAAUACAUUAAACAUAUAAUGGGGCCUAAUGAAGUUCAAGAAAAUGCCAUACCAAAUCAAGCUACGCUCAUUAACAAUGUGUACAACCACUCUGUGGUAUCAAGUAAUCCCAGAGCCACUGUUCUUCAUACACCAGUUCAUAAUAAUCAUAAUGAAUCCACUUUGACACCAGCAAUUCAAGUAUCUUCGGCUACCCGAUCACAAUUAAAUGGAGAACCAUCCACCCCAUUAAAUAAUUCCUUUACACCCCAAACUGUAAAUCCACAUAAUGCUAUGACAGCAUUGACUCCUAUGUCUAGUGGAACAAAACAAGCAGAGAACAGUAUAAAGUUGCAAAAUUGUGUUUCUACAGUAAGUUUAGGAUGUGAAUUGGAAUUACUAGAUAUAUACUGUAGAACUAGAUUUUCGGAGUAUAAUCCAGCACGGUUUCGAGGUGUGGUUAUGAAAAUUCUUGAACCUCGUGCUACAGCACUUGUAUUCAGGUCUGGUAAAAUUGUAUGUACAGGAGCAAGAAAUGAACAUGAUUCAUACAUCGCUGCUAGAAAAUUUGCAAGAAUUAUACAAAAAUUAGGAUUUCCUGCAAAGUUUCUGGACUUCAAAAUACAAAAUUUUAUUGCUACUGCUGAUUUGAGAUUUCCUAUAAGGCUAGAAGCUCUACAACAAGCACAUGGACAAUUUACAUCUUAUGAACCAGAGUUAUUUCCAGGGCUUGUCUAUAGAAUGGUUCGCCCAAGAGUGGUUUUGCUGAUAUUUGUCAAUGGAAAAAUAGUAUUUACAGGAGGUAAAACAAGAAAUGAAAUACAUGAAGCUCUUGAUAUUAUUUAUCCUAUUUUACGUAGUUAUAGGAAAAGUUAAAAUUAUGUAUAUAUAUAUAUAUAUAUGUCAAAUAUGAUGAUUAAUAAUUGUACUUAAUUUAAUUAUAAAAUAGUUUAUAACCAA
Molecule: messenger RNA, 1262 nt
Organism: Galleria mellonella (greater wax moth)
Lineage: Eukaryota; Metazoa; Arthropoda; Insecta; Lepidoptera; Pyralidae
Exons: 5
Coding region: 342-1178 (278 amino acids)
Biological process (GO): DNA-templated transcription initiation
Molecular function (GO): RNA polymerase II general transcription initiation factor activity; DNA binding
Source: RefSeq, a predicted model, not a curated record